Rhagoletis pomonella (apple maggot) is the source of this 1904-nucleotide messenger RNA. Its product is annotated as alpha-(1,3)-fucosyltransferase C-like. NCBI's taxonomy places the organism in Eukaryota, Metazoa, Arthropoda, Insecta, Diptera, Tephritidae. Bases 230 to 1552 code for a protein of 440 amino acids. Gene Ontology annotation, cellular component: membrane. The transcript has 2 exons. Gene Ontology annotation, molecular function: alpha-(1->3)-fucosyltransferase activity. The record is from RefSeq and is a predicted model, not a curated record.
AGCGUCACCAGCAUUCGCUUAUCUAAUCAAUCGCACGGCUGCUCAACGAUGGCUUGAAUGUUGCGCGAUAAGCGGCAGGUAGUGGAAUAGAUAACACACAAGCACUAUUAUUAUCUAUCGAUGUCAGAGAAAUUUCGGUGAACAAACGCAAUUUCGUCUAGUGCCCGCCGUAGAGAAGGUAUGUAGUUGUGGUUGAAACUUGUAAACGCAAACUUUUGUUCGCACCGCUAUGCAAUAUUCCGACCGUGAUUCCACCGAUGUUGCCGCACCUUUACUCGAUGGCCACGCCAACGAGCAAACGUCCUCAGUCAAAUCCACCGCGCAAGCAACGAACAACGUAAUGACUGCAUUGAGACGCAAGAAAUAUCUAGUCAUUCUAAUAAGUCUUGCAAUAUGUGCCACUUUUCUGGGCAUCGUCCAUUUGGUGAGCAUUGCACCGGAAUUCAAUCAGUACAAAAUUUUGCGCGCUUACCAAAAUCAAAUCGAUAGCGAGCAAGCGCGUCAAGGGCACUCCUCACGGCCGCGCACCAUACUCUUGUGGAACAGUUUCUUUGAGAAAAAAAACUGGGGUUUGGAUGAGGACACUGUGGGACCCGAUUAUUUUCACAAUGACUUGAGUUGCCCUGUGUAUCGUUGUGAUUUAACGAGCAAUCGCGAUUUUUCGCCCGCCAUUGAAAUGUACGAUGCUGUGCUCUUUCAUGCAGCGGAACCCUUUCCGUUGUUACAUUCGGUGCCUAGAAGACGAUCGCCGCAUCAGCAGUAUGUGUUUGCUUUGAUGGAACCGCCUGGCGAGACAAAACAUGUGCUCUCCGAUGAGGGUGGCUUCUAUAAUUUGACAAUGAGUUAUCGGCUCGAUUCGGAUAUACAAUGGUCUUAUCAGUCGCUGGAGGAUAUGGAAACCGGAGAGGUGGUAGCGCCGGCAGUUCAUACCAAUUGGCGACAAGUACCGGCGGAAUGGAAUGAAACGAGCGUGUGGCAGCUGUGGAAAGGCAAGACGCGAAUGGCGGCUUGGUUCGUAUCGCAUUGUGCGACGUUGUCGAAGAGAGAGAAGCUGGCAGCAGCAUUGCAGGAGUCCAUUGAUGUUGACAUUUAUGGCAAAUGUGGAAAUUAUAGUUGUCCCCGCUCCUCAAACGAAUGCGAUGAACUUUUGGAUCAACGCUACAAGUUUUAUUUCUCCUUCGAAAAUUCACUGUGCAAUGAUUAUGUGACCGAGAAACUGUACAAUGCAAUGAAACGUAAUGUGAUACCUGUGGUAUUUGGUGGUGCCGAUUACACACGGUUUGUGCCGCCACAUUCCGUUAUAGAUGCUGAGGAUUUCCAGAGUGCAGCAGAGCUGGCGUCACACCUUCAAUAUUUGGCUACGCAUCCGGCGGAAUAUAUGCGUUAUUUUUGGUGGCGUCGUUACUAUCGCCUUACCGUCCGUUCGCCUUUUUGUGAUCUCUGCGAAAAAUUGCGCAGUGUAACUUAUGCGCAAAAAACGCAAACAUAUUUGGAUAUAGAAAAAUGGUGGAUGGCGGAUCAGUGCCGCUUUGAGUCUAAAAUUAAAUUUUAAGUUUUUUUUUAUGCUAAAACAAAUAGACGAAAUAAGUAAGUGAAUUAUCUAUGUAUGAAUGUAUGUAGCUUUAAAAUGAAAUCUUUCAAAUGAAGAGUUUCGUUUUGUAGACUGUUAUUGGUAUAAAUAUACAUACAUACAUGUAUAUUUGUAUGUGAGGAGGGAAGACAUGUACAUAUACAUAUGUAUGUAUGUAUGUAUGGGUGUGACUUUGUGCUGUUGAGGCUUUAGUGUUUAGAUGAAUUAUUGGAAGAAAUUAUCAUAGCGAUAACUGGUUGAUUAAGUGCCUUACUAUGUAAUUACUAAACAAUGAAUGUAAGUUAUAUUUUUACUAAGAGUAUUUAUGAACAUA